Molecule: messenger RNA, 8554 nt
Organism: Orbicella faveolata
Lineage: Eukaryota; Metazoa; Cnidaria; Anthozoa; Scleractinia; Merulinidae
Product: DIS3-like exonuclease 1
Biological process (GO): rRNA catabolic process; mRNA catabolic process
Cellular component (GO): cytoplasmic exosome (RNase complex)
Molecular function (GO): RNA binding; 3'-5'-RNA exonuclease activity
Source: RefSeq, a predicted model, not a curated record
UCCUAAUGGGAUUAGAAGUGACCAAAAUGGCGACAUUUUCAGCUUGUCACAACACUUUGGUUCCAAACUUUCUGUGUUUUUUUGCCAAGAACAUGGAAAUAUGAUAAAAACUAAUAAGUUACUAAGGCUUAAAACCAAAACUGGCCGACUGCUUGAUGUUGUGCGGGAACACUACCUGCGACAGGACGUCCCUUGCCAUAGUGAAGUUUGUACUGUGUGCGAACAAGGUAAUGGAACCCAGCUUUCCUCGUCACUGACUCAUUAUGUUGUACCAGACUGCCAGGUUACAAGGCUGUUCCUGGAAUUAUUCGAGAAUGCAGAAAUCCAAGGAGUGAUUUUCCUUCAAACUGUUGUCAGUUUUACUCAACAUCAAGGAGGAAGAAAGCUGUAUUCUCAGCUCAAAAGCCUUGUUAAUGACAAUAGGCAACAGUGUAUCAUAUUCAGCAAUGAGUUCUGUGAUGGAGCACAUGUUCCUCGGGAGCCAGGGGAGUCUUUAGAAAAGUGGCAGUGGAGAUCUGUUUAUUCUGGUGCUGUCUGGUACCAUGAUCAUUUAAACCAAGUGGUACCUCUUGUGGUAAUAACAGAAGACCAACAGGCUGUAGCAGAUUAUGGAAACAAGAAUGCUGGUGUAUUUGUCAUGAGCAUGGAAGACUACCUCACAAACUUCUAUCCCACCAUUCAGACUGCUUUGGAUCUAUAUUAUUCACUAGCUGCUGUUAAUGCUGAAGGGAAUGAGAUGGCCAAAGAGGCUGUGACAAAGGAAUAUCUGGAGUACUUUCCAUCUGAGGUUCUGGAAGCUGGAAUUAAAGUUGGGCGGUUCUUAAGAGGAUGUCUCAAUGUCAACAAACAUUGUGCACAAGAUGAGGCAUUCGUUCAAAAGUCAGGGGAGGGAAUUUCAAACAACAAAGACUCGUCAGACUCUGAUAUCUUAAUUUCUGGCAUGGUGAACAGAAACAGAGCAGUCCAUGGUGAUAUUGUAGUGGUAGAAUUACUUCACAAAUCACAAUGGAAAGGCAGAUCAGUUUCUCUCAAGAGCAAGGAUGAAGGCUCGUCUUUAGCUGAAGGUUUGUUUCAAGAAGAACAGAGUGAAGUUAUGCCCACUGGUCGUGUGGUUGGAGUGCUUCAAAGAAAUUGGAGAGAUUAUGUGGCAAGUUUUGCUGAGAAUGAGGAAACCCAGGGAACAAGAAAAACGGCUGGAAAGGUCAUUGUUGUGCCUUGGGAUUACCGCAUUCCAAAGAUACGGAUCAGUACACGGCAAGUUGACAGCUUGCGAGAUCACAGGAUCGUAGUGCGGAUUGAUUUUUGGGAGGUUGACUCUGUGUACCCAAGCGGCCAUUUUGUUCGUUCCUUGGGUCCCAUUGGUGAUCUAGAAACAGAAGUUCAAGCGCUGAUGGUAGAGCACUCGUUAGCGGCUCCCUCUUUCACAGAGGCUCAGCUCAAGGAGCUUCCCAGUAAUACACCUGAGAACCCCUGGGUGAUGUCAGAUGAGGAAAUAAUAAAACGACGUGAUUUACGAAAAUCACACUUGAUCUUUAGCAUUGAUCCAAAAGGAUGCGAGGAUGUCGACGACACUCUAUCAGUAAGAUCAUUGAAACGUGGCCAGAUAGAGCUUGGUGUUCAUAUAGCAGAUGUAUCUCACUUUGUUAGACCAGGCUCACUAACAGACACUGAAGCCAAAACAAGAUCAACUACAGUAUAUCUGGCCGACCGAAGGUUUGACAUGUUACCAGAAGUGCUUAGCGCUGACCUGUGCUCACUCAUUGGAGGUGUCGACAGAUACGCUGUAAGUGUUCUUUGGGUUAUGGAUUCCGACUACAAUGUUGUCAAGACUUGGUUUGGUAGAACUGUGAUUCGGUCCUCCUACAAGCUUUUCUAUGAGGCAGCGCAAGCCAUUGCUGAUGGAGAGACCAAUGAGGAAGAUCUCAUUAAAGACAUUCCGGAAUUACAGAAUGUUGAACGAGAAGCUGCAUCAAAAAGGUUGUCCGAAAUUCGUCGAACAGUAUUGAAACUUAUGGACAUUGCAAGAGUGAUUAAAUCAAGAAGAACCGUCCACGGUGCACUAGAACUAGAAGGUGUAGAGGUGCAAGUCCAACUAGAUGAUAAAAAAGACAUAAAGGAUUUAAUUCCUAAAAAGCCCUUAGAAAUUCAUGAAACUGUGGCAGAGUGUAUGAUAUUCGCCAAUCACUGGGUAGCCAAGAAAAUUGCUGAAGCUUUUCCUAGCGCAGCUCUGUUGCGUCAUCACCCACUGCCAAGAACACAGCACUUUGCAAACCUCAUGCAUUGUGCAGGCUCUAAAGGAUUUUCUAUCGACACAAGCUCGAAUAAAUCUCUGGCUGACUCACUGGAUGAAUGUUUUGAUCCUCAGGAUCCUAACUUUAAUAAGCUUAUCCGUUCUCUUGCAACUCAAGCCAUGUCAAAUGCACUCUACUUCUCCACUGGCUCACUAUCGCCGGAACAUUUCUUCCACUAUGGCCUUGCCUUGGAUCACUACACGCAUUUUACGUCACCGAUUAGGAGAUACGCUGAUGUCAUUGUUCACAGACUGUUAAUCGCCGCUGUUGAAAAUGAAGACAUUGCCGAGCUUCCAAACAACAAAGAACUUCAAGAGACGUGCCAGCAUAUUAAUAUCAAGCACAGGGCUGCCCAGAACGCCCAGAAGGAAUCCGUUGUUCUUUUUCAAAGCUUAUUUUUCCAAGACUUACCCGAAGAUGACGAGAGACGGAACUGUGACGCUGUUAUCUUUAAUCUAAGGGCAAAUGGCGUCCUUGUGUUUGUUCCACGUUACGGUUUGAAAGGCCCAGUCUAUCUCAAGGACAAGACAGGAGAAGUAGUCACUCCGUAUGUAAAAGAUGAUUCAGUUGUUUUCGGUCCAGGGUCACUUUCUCGUUUCGAGUAUCACAUGACAGUCAGGAAUGGUGCUGGAACCUUCGACUUUCGACUGUUUGAUCAUAUUCAGGUACGAAUAUCUGUCGUCAAGUCACGUGCGCAUGCUCAGUGUCUGAGACUCGAACUGCUGUCUUUGGAAACGAGGCAGAGUCCUCCACCGAGUGAAAUGGCGUCCCAAGAUGACGCUUCGCAUGCAAUGAAAAGAAGUGAACUUGUAAAGGAGGUGAAGUCAAGUCGUGAUGAACAGCAAAAAAACGUUGGAACGGAAGGACUUGAUGGCGACUUUGCCAAACUUAAAUCAGAGUUCGGCCAAACCCAUGAGAGCGUCAGCCUCUACUCUCUAAUGGAGUUCUUCCGAGAAAUGUCAUUGAGAGAUGAUGAUGGAUGAUCCAGGGUUCUUAAUUUCCCAGGAAUCCAUGAAAUCUUAAAAGUCUUGGAUAUUUUAUUGCGGCAGCUUUCAGGACCUGACGUCCUGGCAAUCUGUAAAUUUAAUAUCCAUUGCGGAUCCAAAAAGAAAAAAAAAAGAAAAGAAAGAAAGAAUGGUUAAUGGAUAUAAUUGGCCAACUCUGGUAGAAGGAGGUCUCACCGUCACGAUUGCAACAAAGGAUUUCUUGAGAGUUAUUAGUGCGCCCAUUUAGGGGCUGAAAAUAGUUCUGAAACGCUAGUGCAAACGCUAUGAUCACUGAACCUCGAAUUAAGUCAAGGUUUUAAACAAGGGAAUACAAACGCAUAUUAUCUUUGACACUUUAAAUGUAUUGUAACAUUUACAAAUGUAGUCAGCACUGUGAUGCUAAUUGGGAACACUGUAGGCGUGGAAACAAAAAUUAAAUUUUGGUAUCUACUGUAAAUAGAUCAAAAAUCGUUUUAAAGAUUCCCAAACAGUCAGAGGCGAACAAGUUGGUUUUUGCACUGGCAUGGAUGAGGUGUAGUUCCUUACAACUACUGCUACUAGUCAAAACUGAGGACACGAACCCAUGUUUUCACACCCAACUUCUAGAUAAAAUACGACGCAACUUCUAGAUAAAUUUGGAGCUAAAUAACACGAAAUAUGUAGAUCAAAUGUCAUGUCAACUUAUCUUCUAAAUGCUGUGAUUUUUGAGAAUCAUGUAAAACAUAAAAUUCUUAAAAUUAUAACGAAUCCUGAAGAGCAAUGCAGAGUACCGUUAGUUUGCUUUCAGCUGGUUGUAUGUUAUGUUAAGAACCAUUGAUUCGUAGAGAGGUUUACUUUCCAUUCUAACAAUGAAGAAUUUGAUUAUUGUUGCGCAGCGAAGCGAUAAACGAUACUUAUCUGGGCAUGCGCGGGGGUUGUAGAGGGGGUUACUAUCUGUCUCGUUAUCAUGUUUCACAAGACACGAAAAUGAGAUUCCCCGAGGUUGCACUAUCACAAGGCAACAACUGUAACUUGAUAUACCACUGUCACCUCGGGCAUUUCUUUUCGAACGCUCUUCCAACGAAGGCUACGGACGAACCUCUAAAGACCACAGUAACAAAUUCUUUAUCUUAACGUUCUUCAGUAAAGAGCUUCAAGUUCUGAAUACUGAAGUUCCAAAUAAUCGACGAAUUCUUAAAUGGUCUUAAGCUCCACAUGAUUUUUUUUAAAGAAAGGAUAUGGUCAGGAAAACUCUGCGUUUCGGUCAAUAGUUUCUUAAAAUAAAACAAAAGUGAAAAAAAUUAAAACUAAAACGGGGAGGGGAGAAGAAAGUAAAAAUAAUUCCUGUGCCUUUGGGGACUUGGGAGAUUGGACGUUCUAAUAUACAGAGGACUGAACUUGUAAAAACUUCAUGAUAUAUUCAAUGGGCAAAAAUACGCUGGCACAGUAUUUGUUCCAAACAAGCCAAUCCCCCACAGUGUUAUCACGUCUCCCUCAAGUUAAACUUAAUGUUCUCUACACUAUUACGCAGCAUUCAGUUUCUGUUAGAAAUUACUAGUUAACUAAAUAUUUCGAAAGAUGCGAAGAAUUGUAAUGCUGAGCAUUGGAUAUAAAGGUUAAAAAGAGAGAAAAAGCUAGAUUAAUGGCCGAGUAAAGACAAACUUCUACCGCUUCAACAUCUGUCGAGUGCGAAACCAACAUAGGCCUUACAAGGUUUCCAGAAUCCUUAAAAAUGUUGCAGCUGUUAUUGGACUACAUUGGCCAUGCAUAACUUGCCCAGGUUAAACGUUGACAAAAGGACAGUGUAGUUUUUGUGGUCUAGACCAUAAUUCCUUUAUUUAGCGUGUGUAUUUAUUUAUAUGUCAAGAUGCAUGCAAGAAUACCGUAUGGUAAAACUCUCGAAACAACGGCAUGAAUGCUUAAAUUGGGGUUGUUCAACAUCGACUUCUGAAUGAGCAUUGGAAUAUUGUGCUGCAAAGUAGCAGUGGCACCAAACAAAUCAUGAAUCACUACCGUAUGCACUGUUCCCAUCCGCCAUACUUUGUUUACCCCAAAUGCCAUAAUUUCCUGCGUCGAUAUUCUUGACCCAGGCCAUCACUCAUUUUCGAUGAUAAAACGUGUGCGUUACCUCGCCCUUGAUUUUUUUCUGGAUAUCACGAAAAAGACUCGUCCAAUAAUUGUUCGAUAUGAGACGAUCUUCGUAUUACUUAAUCCAUUCGGAUAGCAAAUCCCUACGUUAUAAGAACGUUGCCAGGGGUCAUGUUUUGUCUUACUUUCAGUUGUUUCUCAACCUGGAUAUUAAACAAGAUAUGGAUAUCUAGGUGCUUUUGUACGAGGAAAAAAGAAGACAUCUGGAUUGUAAAAACAUGCAAAAAAACUCCCCUUAUGUCAUCCCACGCGUGGUCUAACGACCACUCUAUUGAUUUUGUCAAUGCCAGUAUAAUUGUCAAAGGAAACUUCAGAGUUCAAUAAACUUAGGAAUCAUGGUACACUGCAAACGCUAUCGAAGUCAACGAAGCAGACAAUAACUCCGAGAAGUUGACAAAACAAACUCUUUUCUUUUAAAUUAGGACAUUUGUUCCUUAUUUAACCAUUUUUACAUUUCCUAUGCUUUCUUCUCGCAUAUAUUUUUUCAUCUCGCGCUUUUUCGUUUUAGUUUUUAUACUGGAAACCGAAAGCCUACGUUUUAGAAUUCUUAACCAUAGAACGUUUUUACGCAAGAUAAUUUGUAAUUCUGGUUAAUACACCAUUUUUAAUAUGCAACCAAAUUUCUGUUUGUUGCAGCCGCCAGUAGACAGCUGAGGUUUGGUGUACCCUUAGCUGAGAAAGGAGAUUCCAUUUUAUAUUUUACUACUGGUUACUUUUGUAAAGCUAGUGCUACUCUGUAACACGGUUUACUAAGUUACAUAUCAUAAAACAAAAGUGGAAUACAAUUUAAUGCCCAACGACUUCCAUCCAAUAUAAAGUUUCCCUCGAUCAAUCAAUUAGAAAUCAGUUGGUAUCAGUUGGAGUCAACCUUUGGUAAUUAUCCGCCGAACAGAAUAUUUUUUAAUUAAUCCAGCAACAGAUUAAUGAAGUGGUUUUUAAAUUUCAGUUUUAGCGACACAUUCUGUCGUGGCCAAACGCCCUGAAAUAUACAUAGAGCAGUCUUCGUAGUUAACCUUCAACUUCAUCUUCGCAAAAAAACGUGAGAAAACUGAAAACCUUGUAUAACCAGCAAUGAAACCUGGGUUGACCGAGACUGAAACCUUAGUUUUGAUGAGUCAACUGAGGAAGCACCCGGUAUGAAGCGGCACUUUUAAAUAAGAAAGUCUCGUCAGCCUUAAAGGAUUACUGGUACGUUUUCUGUGGGGCAAGUCAACAAUUACUGAAUUCAUAGAAAACAAAACUUUGAUCUAAAUCACUUCCGCUCUUGAAAUCAAGACUCAGUGAUUCAUAUGAUGACUGGAUCAAGAACUGGGAUGUUGAUUAGAUCAACAGAACUGGAUUCAGCCUGGCAACAAUUUUUGUUCAGUCAGUGCCUCGAUACUCUUCAAGGCUCUCAAAGCAACUACACUCGUUGCCUCUGUAUCUUCAUUAAACGGGAGCCGUUGCCUUGAGCAACUACAACUACGAAGAUUUUUGUUCAGGCAGUGAUGCCUCGAUACUCUUCAAGGAUCUCAAAGUAACUACACUCGUUGCCUCUGCAUCUUCAUUAAACGGGAGCCGUUGCCUUUGACAACUACAGAGAAGCUUCUUAAGCGAUGCUUGAAACUCAGGUAUCUUGAAACAGUAAAUAACUGGAUUCAGAAACGAAUUUGCGUACUGUGCUACAAAAGUGAUUUGUACCCUGAAUGAGUACAUAUUUUGGAGGUAGUCUCUAAGAGCAAGACUGAUAUACCAGAAGGCAGACAGGUAAAAACUGAAAAGGCUGUCACGAUAAAAAGAGUUUUGGCAAGUUUUCUGUCUUGUUCCAUGGACCUGCAAGUAUUGCUACGAAACCGGUUACUGCGUUUGAUUGAGAACCAAAUCGCCAGGUACGCGUCAGUGAUAACCAAGACGGAGCAGAUGAUGGUGAUGGCCAUCAGAUAACUAAAUCCAUCCUGGCUUUUUGUGCGAUAAAGAUCAAUGAUCACAUUUACGACUCCAUUGAAGCAAGCUAAGAGCCAAACGAUUCCAACAGAAAGGUGGUAGUACCAUGUCUUAACAGUUCUAUGGCGAAAUGGCCACAACAUUGCGAGCAUUCUUUCCAGUGAAAUAAGAGCCAAUGACAAUAUUGAAGAUGUUACUCCAACAGUAUCAAGGAACACGCCUAUUUUUACUACAGUGUUAAUAACAAGGAUUGGUGCUGCGCUGGAGAUGUGAACAAACAGGAAAAGGCUGAUUGAUAUUCCCACUAAAAAGUCAGCAACUGCUAGAUUGAUGAGAAGAUAGCUGGAGCGCUUCAUUCGUUUCCGAAUGCUCCAGAAGAUGUGGAUCGUGACAGCGUUCCCAGUGAGUAUCAAAACUGCUUCACAGAUGUAUGUUAUCAACCACGGAACUCCUUUAAACAAGUGGAACACUUCAGGGCUUGUGCCGUUCAUUGUCUGUCCAGACCUGGGUAUAGGGAAAGGCAAAAGAGACCGAUUUUCUUAACAGUUUCUCAUUAGUAUGAAUAGGGAAACCGUGCGCAAAACACUACGGCAACGACAACGAACCAAACAAAAGGCUUAAUAAGCAGAACAGUGAUGAAUUUUCACUCGCAUUAUGCGCUUUUGUACAUUUCCUAGCGGCGUCCGUUGCAAAUCAAUAGCGUGAAAUUACUAAUUUCCAAUUUUUUUGUUAAACGUGAAUCACUACGACUAAUUUUUCAUAUCUCUAAUUAAGACCGAAUGCAUUCACAGCAUAUUCAGUAGGGGCAAGAUUUUAUACAGACAGGCACACUAAAGAGAUCUAGAUUACUGUAAAAUCCUGAAGAAAAAUAUUAAUACUUUAUCUAAUAGCCGUCGUCCCCGCCGUCGCAGUCGCAUACGCGUAAGGUCCCUAAUUAAACGUAUACUGUAGGUGAUCGUCCUUCCACCAGCUUUAACCAUGCAAGCACUCAUUAAGAGCCCUUUCUUUAAAGAAGGUCGUUUGAGAAGAGCCGUAAAGCAGUCAAACUCGUCCUGAAAAUUCUGAGUUGUCCUCAAAAUGGUCAAAAUGAUGUCCGGCUCUUCAGUAUUUUGGGCCACAAAAAUUUCCUAUUCUCCCGAAAUAGGGUUUAUGAGGCUUUGACCACAUUUGAAUAGUCGGAAUUAAGUCGACUUCGGCGUAAACCUGAGUCAGCUGCAGUUGUAUCGC